Messenger RNA from Rhineura floridana, 3218 nucleotides. It is a transcript of the gene RIOX2, whose product is annotated as ribosomal oxygenase 2. Bases 755 to 2149 code for a protein of 464 amino acids. Gene Ontology annotation, molecular function: histone H3K4 demethylase activity; histone H3K36 demethylase activity. NCBI's taxonomy places the organism in Eukaryota, Metazoa, Chordata, Lepidosauria, Squamata, Rhineuridae. The transcript is spliced from 10 exons. Gene Ontology annotation, cellular component: nucleolus. The record is from RefSeq and is a predicted model, not a curated record.
GCGUCGGAAUCGAGCAAAAGCGGCAGCGUGUGGCUUACCUCAGCGUACCCGCGGUCCUUCCACCCCGACACCCAUAGAAACGGUCUCCUCUCCCUUUUCACAGAGAGCGUGAAGUGGUGUCGGCCAUGCUCUUUCUGGGCAGGGCACUUAUCUGAGGCCGGUCAAUUCCCGACGUGCUGCAAAUCUAUGGCAUUCCCUCCGAACCUCUCCCCUAUUAUGAAAAAACCAGUUUCCGCGCCGUCUGGUUCUCGGUCGUCUCAUCUUGAUCUGGCUCUAUUGACCGCAAGCCCGUCUCCCCGCCAUCUCUAAAGACUCGUUUUUUGUACCGUUGUGGGGAAAAAUACUUACAAGUAGGGUUGUUGAAAUGGAUGUGGUUGGAGUGCCCAGAAUUUACCGGGGGGGGGGGCUUGGGCCUUUGCUGCGGAGAACCUUGUCCGAAGAAUGUUGCUGGCACCCGCGGAUAAGCGUCUCGAAUGUGCUGUAGGCCGGAAAAUACGUGUUGCCCCUCUAGUGGGAUCCGUCUUCGCUUGUGUACGGGAGAUAAAGAGAAGCAGUCGGGAAAGGCUCUGAUUUUGUUUUAUUUUUUUAGGGGGACAUUCCUCUUUAUGCAGGCCAUGGUGGGGGAAGAGGGUCUGCAGUACGGGAGGGAUGUUUAUUAUUACAUUUAUUACACACUCUUCACCAGCAGGUUCCAGCAGCUUAACAUUCAAUAUUAAAAACAAUUAAAACGAAGUACAAGAAUAGGAAUAGGACCAUGCCCAAAAAAGGAGUGAGACGAGCUGGAAUGGAGACGGAACGUUUGCCAGGCAAAAAAGCAAAAGUGGGAGCAUCCUGCCCAUUACCUACAAAAUAUGACCAUCCAGAGAAUGUAUUUGAGUGUUUGAUCUCUCCUAUCAAACAAGAUGAAUUUUUCAGAGAAUACUGGGAACAGAAGCCACUGCUGCUUCAGAGAGAUGAGCCUUCUCUGGCAUUGUACUACCAGUCUCUGUUUCAGUUAACUGACCUGAAAGACAUAGUUAAACAGGGUUUGUACUAUGGAAGGGACAUUAAUAUCUGCAGAAGUAUGAAUGGAAAAAAAAAGAUUUUUAACAAAGUUGGCAGAGUUAGCUAUGAACAACUGAAGAAAGACUUUGAUCAGAGAAAGGCUACAAUACAAUUUCACCAGCCCCAGAGAUUUAAGGAUGAGCUGUGGAGGAUCCAGGAGAAGUUGGAGUGCUACUUUGGCUCAUUGGUUGGAUCUAAUAUUUACAUUACUCCUCCAGGAUCCCAAGGUCUGCCACCACACUAUGAUGAUGUUGAGGUGUUUAUCUUACAGCUGGAAGGAGAGAAGCACUGGCGGCUCUACCAGCCUACUGUAUGCUUAGCUCAAGGAUACAAUGUUGAACCUGAGGAGAAGAUUGGGACACCGACACAUGACUUCUUGUUAAAGCCAGGAGACUUGUUAUAUUUUCCAAGAGGAACCAUACAUCAAGCUGACACACCUCCUGGGGUAUCUCAUUCUACCCAUGUGACCAUCAGCACCUGUCAGAACAACUCUUGGAGAGAUUUUUUGCUGGACGUGGUUCCUGGACUUGUGUUGGAUACGGCAAAAGAAGAUGUUGAAUUUCGGAAGAGCAUUCCAAGGCAAUUACUGAUGAAGGUGGAUUUGUCUGAUUCAUCCAGGCAAUUAAGUGGCUUUCUGAGAUGCCUUGCAGACCGUCUGGAGGAUGGCAGAGACCUGAGAUCAUCUGACAUGAAAAAGGAUUUUAUUAUGAACAGACUACCUCCUUUCUUGGGGACUAGCUUUGACUCUCUGGCUCCAGGUGGAGUACUACCAGUAAUAGACAGCAUAAUCAGGCUACGGUUUAAAGACUACACAGUAAUCACAGUGGAACCAGAUCUUUUGGAUGAUAUGCACAAAGAAAUGAUUUUUGUCUAUCACUCCUUAAAGAACAAGAGGCAAGACCAUAUGAUGGGGGAUGAGGAUAUGAAUGAGGAAAGAAGAGCAGAGACUUAUGGGUUACGAUUUCCCCUCUCACAUAUGGAUGCACUAAAGCAAAUAUGGAGCUCUAAUGCUGUUUGUGUUAAAGAACUGAAUCUUACUUCAGAUGCCGAAAAAGAGAACUUGGUGUUAUCAUUGUGGAGUGAAUGGCUUGUUGAAGUAGUCUAAAAGUGUGAUCUAGCUAAAAUUAAGGAGACUUAAGAGUGCUUGACUUCAGUGGGAGAAUCAAGUGUGGUCUCAAAUAGCUCGUUGAAAUAGAAGGGACCUAAGGCAUGAUCCAGCCAAAGUUAAAUGGGCUUAAAUCUGCCCAUUGCACAGAAAGAGAAAAAUGUGACCCCUUGUAUAUAAAGGCUCUUUUAUAGCUUUUGUACAUGUAGUGAGGUGGGAGGUAGUAGAUUUAUUGGAUAUAAAAAGAGCACAUCGGAGGGUAGAGCAGGAAUGGGGAACCUGUAGACCUCCAGAACUUGUUGGACUCCCACCCAGCAUGGCUAAUAACUGGUGAAUUAUGGGAGUUUUAGUCUAGCAACAUCUGGAGGGCCACAGGGUUUCCACCCCUGAUAUAAAGCAUCUGCAGAUGAAUGUGAUGUGCUUUGUACUUUUCCAGGUAUCAGUGGUGACAAGUUCAGUAUACCUAAGUAAGGAACUGCUUUGCCAUACUAAAGCUAUUUGCUUCCUAAAAGUGACGACCCAAAUUGUGGAUAGUGCUAUGGGCCUAUGAAGUCAAAAGUGUCAGCACUUUUUAGUUGAAUUGAUUUCAAAUAAGUGCUAUUUCAUGGUAUAGAAAAAGCCAACCCACUACACUUCAGCAUUGGUAUCUCAUAAAGGAUGUAAAUGGGAUGUAUUCUCUAGUAGUGUGAGAAAGCAAAAAUAGAAGCACAGAGCAUAUUUCUAUAUAUUUUAUGCAAAUGUUUCUUUUAAUUACCUGGGAAAUUAAGUUAGAAAAUACGUUAUAUAAAACCUGUGUGUAAAUAUUUUUUUUCCUUCUGCCACCUCAGUAACUCCCCCAAAGUAAAUAUUAACAGAGUUCAUAAGAUGUUAUCAUGAUGUUACUAGCAGCAGAUAUUCAACAUUUAAUGGAUGAGGGAGGAGAGUAUAUUUAUAUCUAUAAUUUAUUUAUGCCAAAUGAUGCAGAAUUACCUAGGGGUUAAUAUUCAAGGUGUGCAUAUAUAAGACAAACCAGGCUCACACAAAUAUAUGGUAAAGGUCUUGCAUCACAAUAAAUGAGAAUGGAACACUG